This is a messenger RNA of [Candida] anglica, 3369 nucleotides long. The record is from the annotation of a GenBank genome assembly. Lineage: Eukaryota; Fungi; Ascomycota; Pichiomycetes; Serinales; Debaryomycetaceae.
AUGUCAGAUACACCGUACAAGGGGCUAUUGAAGGGCCAUUUCGCGGGUGCGGUGAAUGAAGGGGAAGCAGGCCGCGCCCGGAAACGAAGGAAGCGGGAGACUGAGAGAGAGAAUGAGGAGCUGACACCAUCGUCUGGUACGGUGGAGAGUCCCCAGACUAAUCAGAUUGUUACUGUAGAUUCUCUUACUGACAACACCUCUUCUUCCAGUUCUGAAGAUUCAGACGAUUCAGACGAUUUUGAAGAUGUAGAAGUGGAUUACACCUCCCAUUAUAACUUGGACCAAGUUCCCGAGGAGCCCCAAGAACUCCAAAUCACCAUCAAAAGCGCCACUGUUGUGCCUCCUCGGAAACCUAAACAGACACACAUCUCCAAGGAGGAACGACAGUAUCGAAUACUUUACCAUCAAAUGUGUCUAGUGGCAAUGAUGUGUCACGGAGCAGUGCGUAAUCAAUGGUGCAAUGACCAGUCGACCCAACAAUAUCUACACAAAUUUAUAUCUCGUGAGACGAAGGAGUUGUUGGGUGGCAAAAGUCUCGCCUCCCCGCCGAACGAUAGGGGUCGGGAAAUCCUCCCAACGGUGAGGACCAGAAGAUUUCUUGAUGGACUUCGGAAAUUGAUGGAUCUUUAUGCUGGUAGAUGGAGAGUGACCCAUAAAGGGUUGGUGAGGAAGAAUUGGGGUGAAUUAUCAAUGAAACGACUCAAGAGUGAAGGAGACAUGACACUAGCAAAGUUCAGAGCUCAGGUCAUGGGGUUCAGAGGUAGUAGAGAUGUAGGGGCCCAAGGAUUUGUAGCUAUGCUCCGGUCCAUUGGGUUGGAUAGUCGAUUAGUUUUCUCGGUGCAAGCCCCUGAUUUCACCAGUGUUGCUGUGAGUAAAGUACCAGAAAAUCCAAGAGUGAUAGAUGAAAAGAUAAAUAGUGGACCCAGAUCUGGCUUGGCUACUGGGAGAGGUAGAACUGAUUUCCUCAAGAGUAUACGUAAUUCCCCAGUAAAUGCCGCUAAACGGUCGGUGGUGGACCCAUUUGAAGACUCACCAUUCCCAAUCUUCUGGAUCGAAGUAUGGAAUAAAAACAACCUGAAAUGGGUGAGUAUAGAUCCCAUGGCGUUCAAGAUCAUUGAAGUGCCUCCCAUGAGGAAGAAGUCUUCAUUGGAGCCUCCAACGACGGAUGUCCGCAAUCAACUCACCUAUGUCAUCAGUUAUGAUAGACGAGGAGGGGUACGCGACGUGACUCGUAGAUAUUCCCAUUCGUACAAUGCAAAGACCUCCAAGAAGAGGAUAUCCUAUCGUCUUGAUCAGGUUUGGUAUGAACGAGUAUUAAGAGAGAUGAAUAGAGGAGCUAAAGGAAGAGGGGGAGGACGGCCCACGGUUUCUAUUUCUCGAAUGGAUGCACUUCAAAUGAAAGAAUUCCAUGAUCGAGACUUGUGUGAAGGGAUCCCCAACAAUGUGGCAGACUUCAAAAACCAUCCAUUGUAUGCCUUGGAGUCACAACUUCGACAGAAUGAAGUCAUUUAUCCGAAGGAUAAGAGCAGUGAGUGUGGACUUUUCCGGAAUAGAACCAGCAAUAACAAAAAGAGUAGUAAGGAGCUGGUCAUGACCAUUUAUAAACGAUCCAGUGUACAUUCACUAAGGUCCGCCAAGGCCUGGUAUAUGCGAGGAAGAGUACUUAAAAUCGGGGCACAUCCCUUGAAGGAGAAACAAAAUAAUAACAAUAAUAGGCGAGGAGGUAGCAAGACUCUUGAUAGUGAUAGUGAUGAGGAAGAUACUUCAACUAGACUCUAUGCCGAUUUCCAAACCAAAAUGUACGUUCCACCAGCAGUUGUUGAUGGGAAAGUACCGAAGAAUUCAUUUGGUAACAUUGAUAUUUAUACAGAGAGUAUGGUCCCAGAGAACGGGUUUGUUUUGAGGACGGAACCUCCUUAUACGAUGAAAAUGGCUGAACGGGCUGCCAAACAUAUUCUAGCGAUAGACUAUGCUCGAGCGGUGGUUGCCUUUGAGUUUGGGAAGAAACGAGUCCCAACUGCGAAGGAGGGGGGGAUUUUGAUCGAUGUACAAUAUCGAGAAGCUAUGGAGGCUGUGAUGGAUAGCUUAGUGGAAGAGGAAGAAGAGGAAAGGAGAGAUUUUGUGGAAAGGAAUGCUUUGAAGAAUUGGAAGUAUUUCUUGACCAAGUUGAGAAUUUCCAAGAGAUUGGAUGAAGAGCAUGGUGAGGUUGAGAGGGAGUCAGGCUCGCGGCCGCUCGAUGAAGAGGAAAUAGAGGAUGAAGAGGAUGAGUAUAGUGUUGGUAGUGAGAGUGAAGGGUCUGAUGUGGAGUUUAGAGGAGGUAGAGAUGGUAUUAGGAGGUCAAGAAGAGUUAGAAAGAAGAUAGGAGAGGAGAUAGGAGAGGAGAUAGGAGAGGAGAUAGGUGGUGGGUUCAUUGUAGGAGAGGAGGUGGAAGGAGGGUUCUUACCAGAAGAAUCUAAAAAUGAAGAGGAUACGGGAGGAGGGUUCUUUGGAGGGAAUGAUGGAGGAUUCCUCCCGGAGACAGUUGAAGAGGAUAUCAAUGGUCAAUCAGUUGAAGAAGAUACGGGAGGAGGGUUCUUUGGAGAGAAUGAAGGAGGGUUCCUCCAGGAGACAGUUGAAGAAGUCCAAUCAGGUAAAGAAGAUUCUAAUGGAGGAUUCUUUGUAGAAUCUGCAGAUCAGAAAGAUUCUAAAAUUCUUCCAAACCCAAUUGAAAAUACCCCUGAAGGUUUCUUUCCAGAAACAACCAAUGAAGAAUUUCAAGGCGGAUUCCUUCCACAAGAAGUCCCACAUGAUAGAUCUCCAAUUGAAAUAAAUUCACAUGAAAUCACUCCUCAAUCAUCUCCAGCAUUAUCACACGAUUCCUUCUUAGAUUCCGUGCCAAUUGCCCAUUUUGUUGAAGAUUCCAAUGGGGAAUUGGUCUACGCCCCAUCUUCGCCUCUUCCCUUCAAUAGGGAACCUUAUGCGGAGCCACAAUCUGGGACCACUAAGGUUAUACAAUCCCACCCUCAUGAGCCUACGGAGGCAAUCCCAAACAAGACAAUUGAUGCGCAAUACGCUAAAGCUACUACAGAACCCUGUGGAACAAACAUCCACCAAAUUAAAGCACUGACCUUCCAGAUGGAGAGCCCUAGAAAAUAUGAAAAAGAAACGUUGCAGCCACAUUAUGACAUUCCCAAUGCAGGCAACAAACCCACGCAGAAUGAUCGCUACAUGGCGACUAAUGCAGGAUUAAAGACGCAAAAUUCGCAGCCCAUUGAACCUACCGCACAAACCCGGGUCUAUGAGCAUGUGUCCGUAUCGGACUCCAGUUCUGCAGAGGAGCUUGUAGGUUCGGCAGACGACGAGUUCGGCUUCGAGUAUGACAGCGAGUAG